AUGGAGCCUGUACUAGAAUCAUCAUCAGCUGAGCGACGGCGAACGUCUCCAGCAAGCGAACAGCUGCUCUAUGUUCCUUGUUUCCGUGGAUCUGAAAUCUCUUUUCUUGCGUUCGAUAUAUACGUUGUACCGACACCUGUUGACGGCGACUGCUCCGAUGGUGUUAUGUCUCCUGCUCUUAUCAUUGAAGAUAAGCGCUAUAACUUCUGCACUGUCUGCGUCUCAGCAUCGAAGCUGUACAUGUUUGAGUCGAGUCAUAAUCUCGGAGAUAACCCUGACCCGUCGGGCAUUAACGGGACGGCUGUUGCCACCGUUAACCUCUCAAAUUAUGUGAGUGAGCGCAAUGUCAGAUUGGAGGAUAAGAUGAUAAGCUACAUAAAUCCUAUGCACCACCCCAAAAGAUUUCCAAUAGCCACCGAAACCCCCAAGGGAGAUAUCCUUGUGUGUUCCAAUCACAUUCGGAUUAACAGUGGUGAGGAUGAUGGUAAAGCCCGACCUCCGGCUGAUUUCGAGCUCUACAAUCAGGCCACCGGCAACUGGAAACAACUCCCUUGUUUGUACGACAGUUGGGAUAAGGACCGUAAGCGAUCUUGUUCGUAUUCUAUUUCCAUUAGUUGUGUCACUUUCAGGAGCGAGUCUGCCUUUGUCGUUGUAAGCGAUAUAGGCAUGUUUGAGCUUGAUCUUGCGUCAUCUGAAGGCGGCUGGCAAGAUUUUAGCCUUGCUCGUAAGAUUCCUCGACCUUAUGGUCCUUUUAUCAUAAUGAAAGAUGGAGUGUGUUUGAGUUCGCAUUGUGGUUUCGAUGUUGAAACCCCGAAAGAACUUUCCCUGAUUUGUCCAUUUCUGAGGAGAGCAUUUGAUCCGGAUCUCGGUUUUCUUCGCCAUUCUGGUGUGGGUAUUAUUAAGAGUCAAAAUGCUCAUCAUAUGUACUACUGCAUUGUGGAGACUGUUAUAAAUGAGCAUACCUGGUGCCCUCACAUGGCUGUCUACAUAUUUAGCUGCGAUCUAGCAAAAUACAGAGAGGACAAGCAGCAGCUCAUAGCCAAACAUUGGGAGGAUCGGAGGAUUUUGAAAGUCAAAUACAAAAAGGCUAAGAAGAAGCUGAAAGCCAAAAAGGAAUACAGAGAAGAUGAUGAGGGUAAACAGAGGGAAGCCAGAGAGGCUCUGAAAAAGAAGCACCAAUGGGAUCGGAACCGUCUCAAGUAUGAAACUCUUCCACGACUUAACGCAACAUUGGUUAUGACAGUUAAGUAUGUCUUAGACACACAGAGCUGCUCGCUUCUCGCCCCUCUUAGUUUGUGUUAUGUUUAG
Striga hermonthica is the source of this 1308-nucleotide messenger RNA. Lineage: Eukaryota; Viridiplantae; Streptophyta; Magnoliopsida; Lamiales; Orobanchaceae. The record is from the annotation of a GenBank genome assembly.